AUGAACAAUACAACUCAACUUUCAGUUCCUGUUUUGGAUGGGAAAAAUUAUAAUCGAUGGAGUGCCCAGAUGAAGGUAUUAUUCGAUUACCAUGAAUUGCUUGAGAUCGUGGAAACCGGGGUAGCUACUUUGGCUGACAAUGCUACUGAGGCACAAAAGGCUGCCCAUCGUGAGAUGAAGAAAAAGGAUAAGAAGGCACUAUAUUACAUCCAUCAAGGGAUGAGUGACGAGACUUUUGAGAAGAUUGAAGGAGCGACUACAUCCAAUGAAGCGUGGGAUGUGUUGCUGACUUCAUACAAAGGUGACGAAAAAAUUAAAAGAGUGCGGCUCCAAACCUUAAGACGUCAAUAUGAGCUUUUACAUAUGGAGCCUUCUGAACCAGUUGAUGCCUAUUUCAACCGCAUCCUUGCUUUGACGAAUGAUAUGAAAGGAAAUGGAGAGGCUUGUACAGAACAAGCUAUGGUAGAAAAAAUUCUAAGAACUUUGAAUCCUAGAUUUGAGCAUAUUGUAGCAGCAAUUGAAGAAGCCAAUGAUGUAUCCAAAAUGACAGUCAAACAAUUAUCUGGUUCCUUACGAGCCCAUGAGCAACGUAUGAAUGAAAACAAGAUUGAAAAGCCAAUUGAGCAGGCUUUUCAAGCUCAAGUCUCCAUUGCCGAGACAAGUCGAAAGUCCGGUGGUUCCCGUGGUAGAGGACGGGGACGUGGUGGUAAUCACUCCAAUAGAAGUUCUGGAGGCCAUAAUAGCAAUCAUGAUGCACGUGGUGGUAAUGAUCAAGAAAAAACACAUCAUCAACAAAAUUCAAGAGGACGAGGUCGUGGACACGGUAGAGGAAAAUAUGACAAGUCUAACAUUAAGUGUCUUAUUACUUCAUUUCACACCCAACACAGCCUGCACUUGCUCAUGGCCGAGCCUGAAUUUGUUACAAGCUAUGGGCAACCCAACAAUUCCAUAAAAUAUUCAUAA
This is a messenger RNA of Ipomoea nil (Japanese morning glory), 963 nucleotides long. RefSeq lists its product as uncharacterized. Bases 1 to 963 code for a protein of 320 amino acids. Lineage: Eukaryota; Viridiplantae; Streptophyta; Magnoliopsida; Solanales; Convolvulaceae. The record is from RefSeq and is a predicted model, not a curated record. The transcript has a single exon.